UAUGAACCGUGUUCUCAGUUCUCUCUGGUUUAAGCAGGAGGAAAAACAGCCGUCUCUGCUGCUUCAUCUUGCAGUAACCUGCUUUUUUUUUUUUAGGCAAUUUGGCUCUUAGAAGGUAACUUACAAAGGGUGGACAAGGGGAGAGGUAUCCAUACUGUAAAAAGAGGAGAAACUCAGGAGUGAGACUGGGGGGAAAAAAAGGCUGGCACUGACAAGGACGUGCAAGGUAAGAAGUCAGCUGCACGUAGCUGCCAUUAGCUUACCAUCAGCUGCUAUCAUAUUUUGUCACUUUUCAUCACUAUGCCUGCCUAGAAACCAUUCUUUCUUGGCAGAUGAUAAUUUGCCAUAACUAAGUCUUUGCCUGAAGAAUAAUAAUCUAAGUCUGUGUGACAGAAUGGAGCCGUGGCUGAGAAAGAGCUCUACUUUGAGCGUAACAACAUUACUUAAAUUCCUUCUGACUCUGUGUGCUACAAGAAGACCAUUAUCACAGCACUUUUUGGCCAAUCUCCACAUUGUGAACAAAGCUUCUAUGGAGUUGGGAGGGACACAGAAGUAAAAAGAGUGUAUACAUUAUAAAAGCACAUCCAGCCCUGAUAUGAAGCAGUGAACAUCUGACACUAAGUGAAAUAUGGAACAAACUGCCUGUGGGUCCCUUUUCUGUACUAAUGGCGCAAAGGAUGUUGAAUGAAGGUGGGCAAGAUGGCCGAUCAGUUCUGGGAAUGUUGGAGGUGCAGGUAGAGCGGGACCCCAAGACAGGUGCCACCAUCGUUAGGUCAGUGGCUCCUGUGUCCACACCAGCUGGUGCUCCGAAGGCUACCACUGUCUUUGACGACGGCAGGAGGAGCAUCCACACUAUCAGUGGGUCAGCAGAUCAACCCUCGUCUAAAGAGCUUGGGCAGAUCUUGAGUGUCAUCGAUGGGGUCGGGAUGAAAGUGCUGCUGAAUGAAGUCACAGUCACACCAACCAAGACAGAGACAGUAGAAGCUAGCAAAGGCUCAGAGAAAAAAGGCCUGUCGCUUCAUACCCAUCCCAGCACAUCAAAGGAAGACUACAGGCCAUUUGGCGGCUCCAGAAGCGAUGAUUUAGAAGUUGAGCUGAGCAGUGAGAAGUGUGUUGUAAAUGUGGGAAACACAGAUGAUAAAAACACGAUGGCAGUGAGAGACACUUUGGAAAAAGUAGAUAUUGUGGAGAAUCAGAUGUUGGAGGAAAGUCCUGUCACACUUGUGUUCUUGGGAUACGCUGAUGCUACAACAGACCAGAGUCAGAGCCAAGAGGAGCAGGAAGGCAUGAUCACUGUGGAACGAGUGAUAAUCACGGAGGAUGGAGAAGAGCAUGUCUUAGGACCUGAAAUGCCUCCUCCACUUUAUUCACCAUUAGACCAGGUAGCAGAGCAAGGCACCGGGAAAGAGUCCAAAGAUGAAGCAGUUCAGGUUAUUCCCUCGGGUGGAAACGGAGCUGGAAUCAAUGUGCAGGCAGAGGAAGGUGAUAAAGAGUCACAUAAUACAUCGCCACCAGGCAUAACAGAGGGAAAAGGCAGUUCUACGCACAGGAGCUGCCGGUGUUGCUCUGUCAUGUAAGAAAUGGUUGAAGAAAGACUCCCCGUAUACCAUGUAUACACUGCUUCCUUUAUAUGUUGCUUUAUAUGAGUGGGUUUAAUAGCAUACUAAACCAUCACCCACCAUUUCACCUCCCCUUGAUAAUAAAAGUGGCAUUUAUAUAUUUGUGCAGCUUCUACAAAGCUGAGAACUAAAGUCCACUUCCACCCCCUACUGGACAGAAAUAAGAACUUCAAGCAAGCAAGCUUAUCCAAGAGAAAAAAUCCACACUAAAUGUUUAGCCAUGGUUCCUGUA
Messenger RNA from Pundamilia nyererei, 1851 nucleotides. RefSeq names its product palmdelphin-like. Gene Ontology annotation, biological process: regulation of cell shape. Bases 666 to 1577 code for a protein of 303 amino acids. NCBI's taxonomy places the organism in Eukaryota, Metazoa, Chordata, Actinopteri, Cichliformes, Cichlidae. The record is from RefSeq and is a predicted model, not a curated record. Gene Ontology annotation, cellular component: membrane. The transcript is spliced from 5 exons.